AGAUAAAAAUGUCACUUGGUGGUUAUCAUGGAGGAGGAGGAGGAGGAGGUGGUGGUGGUGGAAGCAGUGACGACAGUGGUUUUCCUCAAUUGGAUUUGAGUGGAAAACUUAUUAUUAAAGCACAGUUAGGAAAUGAUAUUAGACGAAUUCCUAUUCAUAAUGAAGAUAUCACUUACGAUGAAUUAGUGUUAAUGAUGCAACGUGUAUUUCAUGGAAAAUUAUCUACUAAUGAUGAAGUAACUAUCAAGUAUAAAGAUGAAGAUGGUGAUCUUAUAACAAUAUUUGAUAAUUCAGAUGUCUCAUUUGCUAUCCAAUGUAGUAGAAUUUUGAAAUUAACAAUAUUUGUAAAUGGAGAGCCUGCACCAUUAGAAUCUGAUGAAGUAAAACAUAUCCGUAAAGAACUUCAAGUGAUUAGAGAUCAUGUUAAUCAUUUACUUGAUCGUCUUGAGCCAAGAACUAUUUCUGUUAAUACUGAGAAAGUUUCAAAAAGUGAGGCAGCAACUGCAACAGUUCCUCCCAAUGGAGGUAAAGUUCCAAAAGAAUUUGAUCCAUUGACUGUUAAGCAAAAUAAUGAUGAAAAAAAAGUUGCAUCUUCAUUUGGCAUUCAAGAAGGUAAAGAUGAAGGCAGAGCUGGUAGUCCAGAUAGUAUUUCAAGUUUGGGAUCAUCUGCCAGUCAACAACGAUUACAGCAGCAACAGCAACAGUCGCAAACACCCCAACAUGGACCUAUGCCUCCUGGUUCCUAUCAUGGCAACUAUCCACCUCAGUCUGCAAUUCCACCACAACAGCAGCAGCAGCAACAACAGCAGCAGCAGCAACCUGGAAUGUAUUCACAGCAACAACUACCAACUUCUCAGCCUCAUCCUUAUUAUCCUCAAGCAGGAAUGCCACAAUCAACACCGCCAACUCAGCCUAGCAGCAUGGCACAUUCAUCUGGAGUUGGAUAUGGUGCAGGAACUGUUCCACCUCAAGAUUAUGGCAGCUAUCAAAUGAUGAGAUCUCAACCUUCUCCUCAUCCUCAAUAUGGACAACAAUCUCAACCACCUCCUGGUAAAGCUGUACCUUAUAAUGCUCCUUCUGGAGGUUCUCAGAGUUUUGGACCAGGAGGAUCAACUUACCAAGUACCAGCUACAAGUCAAGGAUAUCAACAGGGUCAACCUUUUCCGCCCGCUGGCUGUUCACCGUCUCCAACUCCAGGAGUUGCUCCGCCAACAUCCGGAGGACCAAAUCCAUAUUCUCGUGGUCCUCAGGUCGGUUAUCCUCGUCCUGUUGCAAAUUAUCAACAAGGAUACCAGUGACGUCUCUUGCCAAGAUACUAUAUAAGUCAAGAUUUGGGCUGUGUAACUUCUAAUGAUACAAUCAAAUGAGCAUAUGUACUCAUUUUAUUGUUAAGUUUAAAUAAACAGUUUUGUAUAGGAUUUUGCAUCUUGCAGUUUUCUGUUUGUUCUUUUCUGCAUCAAUUUUUAUAGAUAUAUUAAAUAUAAAAAUUAUUAUUGGUAUAUUAAAUAUAAAAAUCAUUCCAUGUUAAAUUAUAUACUACAUUGAUAUUGUGUAAAAUGGUAUUGCAUGAGAAAGAAUAAAGGUAUAUAAAGGUG
This is a messenger RNA of Centruroides sculpturatus (bark scorpion), 1595 nucleotides long. RefSeq names its product protein TFG-like. The coding region runs from base 9 to 1298 and encodes 429 amino acids. Gene Ontology annotation, biological process: COPII vesicle coat assembly; endoplasmic reticulum to Golgi vesicle-mediated transport. Gene Ontology annotation, molecular function: identical protein binding. NCBI's taxonomy places the organism in Eukaryota, Metazoa, Arthropoda, Arachnida, Scorpiones, Buthidae. The transcript has 7 exons. Gene Ontology annotation, cellular component: endoplasmic reticulum exit site. The record is from RefSeq and is a predicted model, not a curated record.